UCGUUGCGGAAUAGCAACGCAACUUGACUGCUAUGUUCGGCUGCACCGCUGCACGCCUGCACCUACAAAUCCAGCAGAGGCGCGCGUCGUCCUCCUCAUCCUCCUCGCACCCGCAAACCCCCCAACCCCAACUACCCCCAGUCUCAGGAGAGAACCUUCCAGAAGCACAAGAAUCCAAGGCCGUCGCCUUCCUCGCCGCGGGGGCCGCCUGAGAUCACAUAAACAAUGGUGAAGGCUGUUGCUGUGCUUGGUAGCAGUGAGGGUGUCAAGGGCACCAUCUUCUUCACCCAAGAGGGAGAUGGCCCUACCACUGUCACUGGAAGUGUCUCUGGCCUCAAGCCUGGCCUCCAUGGGUUCCAUGUGCAUGCUCUUGGUGACACCACCAAUGGCUGCAUGUCAACUGGACCACAUUACAAUCCUGCGAGCAAGGAGCAUGGAGCACCAGAAGAUGAGAACCGCCAUGCCGGUGAUCUUGGAAAUGUGACAGCUGGAGCAGAUGGUGUUGCUAACAUCAGUGUUACCGACAGCCAGAUUCCACUUACUGGACCGAACUCAAUCAUUGGCAGAGCUGUUGUUGUUCAUGCCGAUCCUGAUGAUCUUGGAAAGGGUGGGCACGAGCUCAGCAAGAGCACUGGAAACGCUGGUGGCCGUGUUGCUUGUGGGAUCAUUGGACUCCAGGGCUGAAAAUGAUCGCUGGACUUCGGGUGUCGUCUUUAUCUCCUGCCGUCGCCAACAGACCAGCCUGAACUUUCCUAGACAUCGUGAAAUAAGAGCACCUGAUCUAUGAUCAGUGUAUUUGCCAUUAAGCACCUGUAGCAACCGAUGAACUAAACUGUGUUGAACUAUGCUGGAUCGCCUGAGUAUGUGCUACGUGUCGGUUUUGAGAACAUCCUAUCGUUUCGAUGUGCUUUUGUGAAACGUGUUGUUGCAAUCA
Molecule: messenger RNA, 934 nt
Organism: Sorghum bicolor (sorghum)
Lineage: Eukaryota; Viridiplantae; Streptophyta; Magnoliopsida; Poales; Poaceae
Product: superoxide dismutase [Cu-Zn] 4A
Exons: 8
Coding region: 226-684 (152 amino acids)
Biological process (GO): removal of superoxide radicals
Molecular function (GO): superoxide dismutase activity; copper ion binding
Source: RefSeq, a predicted model, not a curated record